CAAGUGGGACCCACGUGUCAGUAACGCGGAGACAAAGCGGCACUCCCCCGGAACACUCGCUGCAUCCACCAUGUCGGCCGCCGAAACCGCCGUUUCGCCGCCGCCGCCGGAUCCACCCGCCGCCGCCGACUCUUCCAACUCCACCCCCAUGGCCUACGAGGUGCAAAAUCCGACCGAUGCUCAGCCCCAGCCCCAACCGCACUGCUCGUCGCCGCCUGCUUCGGUGGAGGAUGACGACGGGGCGGGGGCGGCUAUCUCCGGCGCUUUCGCUGGAGGGGACGCUGCGGCGGCGGCGUCCGCGGCGAUGGAGGAGAGGGUGAGGGGGCCGUGGUCUCCGGAGGAGGACGCGGUUCUGAGCAACCUGGUGGAGAAGCUCGGAGCGCGGAACUGGACGCUGAUCGCGCGCGGCAUCCCGGGGCGCUCCGGCAAGUCCUGCCGCCUGCGCUGGUGCAACCAGCUCGACCCCCAAGUCAAGCGCAAGCCCUUCACUGAAGAGGAGGACCGCAUUAUAAUAGCCGCUCAUGCAGUCCAUGGGAACAAGUGGGCAUCUAUCGCGAAGCUUUUGGUUGGGAGAACCGACAAUGCAAUCAAGAACCACUGGAAUUCUACCCUGAGGCGUCGAUACUGCAACAGUGGCCGAUGCACACAUGGUGCUGCUGUGGAGCAAAGUAUCCCGGAAGUGUCCAGGGAAGUUUCAGAAGAACCUUGGCCUUUAGGGGAUCUUAGUUCCUUCAACGCUAUGGAUGUUAGGGAUGCUCCUGCACAAACAGUGCCUGAAAGUUCUGCUGGGGCAUGGCACAUCGGAGGUCAGAAUUGUAUUACAGAAGCUGUUGAUCCACCUUACCUGGCCCGACCAGCUGCAAAGAUCGGAGCUUUCAGACCAUACAAUCUAGGACAUGCGGAAUCAACCCAACAGGAAAUGCCAAGGUCUGUCUUCAAGUUUGACUCAACCCUUAAAGCUUUGAAUCCUGAAAGUGAGGUAUUCAAGUUUGUUGACCCUACAUGCUUUGCUGCUGACGUGCCAAACAAAUGUGGACAUGGUUGCUGCAAUGCUCAGGAGCAGCCUCGAAACAAUUCAUUGCUGGGUCCUGAGUUCAAAGAGUUUGAAGAUCAUCCACGAAUUUUAAAUAGUAGUUUUGCUUCAUUGGUAUCAGAAAUUAGCAGCAUUGCCUGGAUGAUAAGUGGUAUGCAAAGCAGUGACGCCAGUAGCUUAUUGCAGUCGUUUCCGCCGCCUGACAAAGUAGGAAUCAUGUGAACUAGCAUGUCGGAAUAUUUUGCAGUUGUUCGUUAUAUUCAGACAUAAUGAGGUCAAGUCAGUGAUUAUAAUCCUGUGCUUCACUGGCUUUGGUGACGAUGCAUUUGCUUGUACUGGCUUUGGUGCAUAUUUAUUUC
Molecule: messenger RNA, 1392 nt
Organism: Phragmites australis (common reed)
Lineage: Eukaryota; Viridiplantae; Streptophyta; Magnoliopsida; Poales; Poaceae
Product: transcription factor MYB25-like
Biological process (GO): regulation of DNA-templated transcription
Cellular component (GO): nucleus
Molecular function (GO): DNA-binding transcription factor activity, RNA polymerase II-specific; RNA polymerase II cis-regulatory region sequence-specific DNA binding
Source: RefSeq, a predicted model, not a curated record